This is a messenger RNA of Condylostylus longicornis, 1804 nucleotides long. It is a transcript of the gene Dh44, whose product is annotated as putative mediator of RNA polymerase II transcription subunit 26. Gene Ontology annotation, molecular function: hormone activity. The record is from RefSeq and is a predicted model, not a curated record. Gene Ontology annotation, cellular component: extracellular region. Lineage: Eukaryota; Metazoa; Arthropoda; Insecta; Diptera; Dolichopodidae. Bases 339 to 1100 code for a protein of 253 amino acids. The transcript has 4 exons.
UCGCUUGUUGAAUGCUCUGGCUGUUGUGCAACAAAAAUUUAUAUAAUCGUAGAUAAGAAAAAUAUCCGUUAUAUUUUUGAAACCGUUAAUAUUGAACGUGACGGUAUACAACAAAAAAAAAGUACCACAAAUAAAAAAUAAUAAGAAAUGAAAGUUGAAAUUUAAAAUUAAAAAAAAAGGAAAAAUUAAAAAAAACGAAGAAAUUACAACAAUAAUAAAAAAAAAAUUUUCCGUGGUUUUUUCAAAACUUAAACAAAUUUUGGAUUUAUUAAAAAAGAAAUUAAAAAACUAAAGUGUUUAAAUUGUUGAAUAGUUAUUAAGUUUGAAAAUAUUGAAAUAUGAAAGCUACCGUAUGGCUUUGGCCGGUUGUUACAUUGAUUUGUGCUAGUCCGUUUGUAAGUGUUUAUGCCCAGCAGGAAUAUCAAAGUUACGCAGAUUUUCCAUCCGAUAAUAGUUUCAAUCAGGAUUAUUUUGCGGAAAAAGAUAAACGAACGAAGCCAUCAUUAUCUAUUGUAAAUCCGAUUGAUGUACUCAGACAAAGACUCUUAUUAGAAAUAGCUCGAAGACAAAUGAAGGAGAAUACAAAGCAGGUUGAAUUAAAUCGUCAAUAUCUUAAAAAUAUUGGUAAACGUGGUACUGCUCAUAAACAAUUACAACAACAACAACAGCAGCAACAAGAGCAGUCACAACAUCAAAUUCUGCAAUAUCCAAUGUUUUUACCAUCAUCAUCAACAUCAUCACUGUUACAACAAAAAUCUCAGCAAUAUCAAAAUAAGCAGCAAUUACAGCAACAACAACAACAACAACACAAUAGAAAUCGUCUACAAUCGCAUCCUUAUAAUAAAAUAUUUGACUUUUUAAGACAACAAUCACCACAACAACAGCAACAACAAUCACAAUUACAUGAAAAUGGUGACUCAAUUGGUGGAAUUGGUGAUGAUGGUAUUUCAGCUUCUGCUGCUCUAAUAGCACGUAAUGAUUUAAAAGAUAAUGUUGAUAUGACUGAUAACGAAUUAAAUGAUAACAGUAAUGAUGAUGAUAAUGAUUAUCAAUUAAGGUAUCUCUAUCGCCUACAUAAGAAUCGGUUUUUAAGGGAGUGAAUUUAAACAAAAAAAAAAUAAUUUAAUAAAAAAAAAAAACAUAUUUAUUUAAAUAUAUAAAAAAAGAACACAAAAGUAUUACAUACGUUUACUUAUAUAAUACAUAAAUGUAUAUGAUGCCUAAAAACUCUUUUAACAUUUCAAAAAUACAAAAAAUAUUUUAACAAAUAAAAACCAAAAAUUAAAAAAAAAAAGUAAGUUACGCUAGAAGAAAAUUUCAAAAUCUUUUCACUUUUUAAUUCUUCACAAUAAAAAACAAAACCAAAAAAAAAAGAAUGAAAAGAAAUGGUAAACAAAACUGUAAAAAGCCCGAAAGAAUGUGAAAGCACCAAAAAAAUAGAGAAAAUCUAAAAACAAAAAGGAAAAGUAACAAAAUGUUGAAAAAAUAAUUUCAAAUAUUUCCAAAAAAUGAAAAGGAAUAAAAUGCUUUUCAGCUUAAAAAUUUCCUGAAUUUUUUUUUGUUUUUGUUUUCUUUCUCGUACCCUAAUUUUGCAUGGGUUGUAAAUUUUCAACAUUUCAAAUUUUCCAGAUGAUGUGCUACAAAAAAAUAAAAUGUUUCAAUUUGAUUUAUUUUAAACACAGAUUAAAAAGUUUUCCUAACUUUAAUGAUAAAAAAGUUUUUAAAGAUUGGUUUUGUGUUUUUUUUUAAAUUUCAUAUUUGAAAAAUAAAUUUUCACCUAAUCAAAUAAAAUUUAUUUAUUUGU